CGCGAUAACUGGUCGCUCUCUUCGCUCUCGUAUUUGCACUUGUAUUUUAUUUAAUCUCGUUCAAACGAAAUUUGAUGAUAAUGAUAAAGCGCCGAGAAGCCGAUAGACAUCAAUUCUUUCUCUAAUCGAAAGCGAUGAUUGACGGUUUGUAAAUCAAAUGCGAGAAAUGUCGGGAGUCAAAAUUUCCGAACAAAAUGGCAAAGUGGAACUCAAGCGAGAGCUGGGACUGUUCUCGGCGGUCAAUUUCAUCUUGGCCAUCAUGAUAGGAUCCGGAAUAUUCGUAUCACCCGCAUCGGCACUCAAAUAUUCCGGCUCGGUGGGCAUGUGUCUGGUGGUUUGGACCUCCUGCGGCUUGAUAUCGUUGCUAGGCGCCCUAGCCUACUCGGAAUUGGGCACGCUCGUGCCCCGCUCGGGCUCCGAAUACGCCUACUUCAUCGAUUCGUUCGGACCGUUGCACAAGUUCUGGGGCCACCUUCCGGCCUUCAUCUACUCCUGGAUCAUGAUCAUGGUGAUCAGACCGGCGGAGAUCGCCAUUCUGACGUUGACCUUUUCGCAGUACUUCUGCGAACCGCUGCUCGACGUCUUCUGCAUCAGAGACAAUCCGGCUGUAAAGGAAAACGUUAUCAAACUCAUCGCACUCGUUGCCUUAGGCGUGACCACUUACAUAAACGUGAGCAGCGUGAAGUUGUACGUAAAGGUCCAGAACAUAUUCGGUUCCUGCAAGAUUGUGGCCUGUCUCAUCGUGAUAUUCUGCGGCAUUUACCGGAUAGCCCAAGGGAACAACGAGCACCUAUCUAGGGGAUUCCAAGACACAACCACGUCCCCCAGGGACCUCGCGAUGGCCUUCUACAGCGGUUUGUGGGCCUUCGACGGUUGGUCAUCGGUCACGGUGGUCACCGAAGAACUGAAGAAACCCGAAGUCAAUAUACCGAGAAGCAUUUACAUAGCGGUACCGUUGGUGACCACUUUGUACGUGUUCAUGAACGUGUCUUAUAUGGCGGUGUUGAGUUACGAUGAGCUGGUGAGCGCCCCGGCGGUCGCCGUCGUCUUCGGCGAAAGGAUUUUGGGCUCGUUUUCCACGAUCAUUCCCGUCGGCGUCGCGCUCAGCACCUUCGGCUGCGCCCUCAGCCUGCAAUUCGGCGUCACCAGAUUGUGCUACGUCUCGGGCCAGGACGGUUUCAUGUUGGAGAGCCUGUCGUACGUGCACUAUACGAAGAUGACGCCAUCGCCGGCCGUUAUACUGCAAGGGUUCAUUUCGUUCGUGUUUAUUUCGACCGGUGAGAUAUUGGAGCUCAUCGAGUUCGCCAGUUUUUUGAUUUGGUUCUUCUACGGGCUCGCUAUGGUGUCGUUGAUCGUCAUGAGGAGGACCAUGAAGGACGCCAAACGGCCUUAUAAAGUUCCGAUAUUUAUUCCAGUUUUGAUAUUACUAGUCGCUUUGUAUCUGAGCAUAAUACCGAUCGUACUGGAACCGACGCCCAAAUAUCUAAUGGCUUUGGGAUUCAUGCUUAUUGGAUUUCUGAUUUAUUAUUGGUGCAUUUACAAGAACAAACGACCCACAUCGUUUUUAAAUAACGUCACCUACUAUGUUCAAUUACUACUGCAAGUCGUUCCACCUGAAAGGGAUUGAACUCGACUCGCCAAAUCGAAGGCUCGUUAUUAAAUUAUUGUAUAAUUUAUUUGAAUAAAAAUGCUGAAAGCAUCAAAAC
Phyllotreta striolata is the source of this 1706-nucleotide messenger RNA. The record is from the annotation of a GenBank genome assembly. NCBI's taxonomy places the organism in Eukaryota, Metazoa, Arthropoda, Insecta, Coleoptera, Chrysomelidae.